Messenger RNA from Sarcophilus harrisii (Tasmanian devil), 2438 nucleotides. It is a transcript of the gene C4H1orf141, whose product is annotated as chromosome 4 C1orf141 homolog. Lineage: Eukaryota; Metazoa; Chordata; Mammalia; Dasyuromorphia; Dasyuridae. The record is from RefSeq and is a predicted model, not a curated record. The coding region runs from base 513 to 2171 and encodes 552 amino acids. The transcript has 12 exons.
ACGGGUGGGGGGCGGGAUGGGGGAGGGAAUUAGGGACUCGAGGUCGGUGGGGAAGAACGUAGGCUACUUAUCAUGUCCACUUCCCCUGAGCCCCAGAUGGUGCGGUCCCAGAGCUGGGACACUGGAGGAUCGGGUCGGAGGAUGAGAGCGAACACACUUGGAGGGAAUCCAGCUUGUGUGCUACAGCUGCUGGUCGUGGCUGCUGUUCGCAGCCCCACCAGCAGGUAACCGACGGAAGAGGAGUCGCUUAAAGGUGUAUGUUGCACCAUCCAUCAGAAUCAGUCGCUGGGUUUGUUGAGUAUCAGUGGCAGAUGGCAGAGUCUCCAUCGGGAGCUGAGAUAAUAAAGUAGAUACACCGAGGAUAUACAUAAGAAUAGGAAAGGAAAUGCAGUUUUCACGGAUCAUCUGAGGGGAGGCCUGCAUUUUUGGUGCUUCCAUAGUGUUGUGAUGUGGGGCGAGUGCUCUUCACUGUCUUCCUGGGUCUUAGUUCAUUAAGAAAUUAUUGAACAAAAAUGACUGAAAGAAUUUUAGAGAAGCUAAUAGCCUUGGAUGAAUAUUCAGAGAAGAUGAUGGAAAUGCAGGCACUGAAAUGUCGGAUGCAAAAUAUCAGUGUGAAGAAGAGUCUGGCCCUUCCCCUGACCUUUGAGUUCUACACUGGCUUUGAAAAGCCCUGCCCUAAAAUUAUUGCUUCAAAACUCAAAGAAUCCUUUCAAAAAGAACAACCUUUGGUAGAUGGUCAAAAGAUGGACAGCAAAGUAGCCAGUGGUCUGAAUGUAUGGAAGCCCAAAGUCCUAACUUCUGGAGUUUUGCCCAGAAAGUGUCUCUUUGGGAAGGCAAAUAUAAGACCCUAUUCUGUUCCAGGCAACCUGAAAUAUCACCCUCUAGUAGAGAAACUACAUCCUUCAGAAAUACCUGAAAAAUGGAAGAUGGUAAAGCCUUUUCUUAAUCCAAAAUACAAGGAUAAAACUGAGACAGGGCACAUUUUAUCAUGGGUCGGAGUACCUGAAUCAGCUACGUUACCAAUGAAAGAACCUGACUCGGGCACUGCAGAAUUUUCAACUCCAUAUUAUCAAUCCAGUCAUAAAGAAAAUGAAAAGAAAGGUCAAGAUUUACCAGGUAAAAAUAAAUUUCCCUGUCAGAAAUUUGUAACAAUCUCCGACCCAACUGAUAUUUUAACGAAGGAUGGCAUAAAAGUAAGGAAAAAACCAACUGCCCCAAAAGAUGCUACUUCUCUGGGAAAAAACAGAUGGUUCAGAGAUGUCUUUUCCCCUGGGCAUGAUGUAGAGAGCGAGACAACGCAUCUGAUACCUUUGAGCUUUGAGGAUGAAUUGAACAAGCCAAAUGCCAAGAUCAUCAGCCUCAGUCAAUCAAAGCAAGAUGUGUCUUCCCCGACGCUAAGUACCACCAAACCCAUAGUUUUUCAUGAUAUGGGAUAUAUACAAAUGUUUUUUUUGACCAGAAACAGGCAUUACCUGAAAAAUAAAGAAAAACCAACCAGUGCGAAAACAAAUCUUGUUUUGAAAAAGAACAAUGAAAUCAUAAAAUCCUUAAUCAGUGAUCCAUUGAGCUCCGCUUUCAAUGCAAAGGGAAGACUCUUGGAUGAAUGGCAAAUAGAUGCUGCCACAAAGCCUCCAAUGGCAGAAAACUUGGUAAAAGAAGACUCCCACAGGACAGAUGAUUUCUCAUCUGACCAAAUGCCUGGUGGGGACUUUCAGAGCCGCAAAGUGAGUCCAGAAUCGGAGCAGAGAUCUCAAGAUUCGGCUCCAGAUCCUUCCCAGUUUCGAUACUCUUCCAAUGCCAGACACAACAAGUACCUUCAGAACUUUCGCGUAGUCCGCAAGAAUAGCAGAAUGACUCACCUGGAUAACCUUUUGAGCAGAAAACCUCCUAAAGCAUCACCGGCAUUUAAAACCCUCAAUGAAGCCCGAAAUUUGGGAAAUAAACCCCAGACUCCUAGCACAUUCAAACAGAAAGAGAAGCCUCCAGGUUCGGCUUUUGAGUCAAAAGCCCCAGAGCCAGAGAGAGCGCAACAAGCCAUUAAAGAAGAUCAUGUGGAUUUCAAGGGGGGCAAACCCUUAUUUUUGACAUCUUUGGAAGAUAGCAAGAACUGGGGGAGUGAAAAAGCAGCACCAGGAUCGUCUUCACACCCGUUCAAUUCCACAAAACAAUGAGAAUCAGCAGUGGGGAAAGGCUGGAUACUUCCCAGAUGCCCGGCUCCUGGAGCCAAAAGGACAGCAUUGAUCAGCCAGCUCAUCACUGAUCAUCAAACAAGAAGGAAGAUUUCGCACUCAGUCAGUUUACCUAAAGGCUUUUAAAUGUGACUUAGAUAAAACCAGAUUUUGAACUUUGUGAAUAUAAAAUGACCUUGUUCAUUAGACCUCCAAGAGUGUUCAAAGAUGCUUUAUCAAUAAUGAAAUCAUCUUUUCGUUUACCUUUGG